CUUGAGCGGCACACGCCAGUUCUAUGGGAGCACAUGUUAUACACCAGCUCCCCUGGGAGGAGUGGGAGGUCUCUCUCACACACACUCACUUUUGGUGCACACAGAUACACAACUGAAUUUCCAUAUCAGUUAUGAUGCAAAACUUGGCACAAGCUUACUAGACAAGCAGGAAGACCCACCCCCUUUUAACAGGACGGUUAGCAAACCCUCCUGGCCGGGGUGAGAGUGUUUGUAUUUGCUCCUUGUCCUUUCAUGCAUACACACACGCGCCUGGCUGUUUGCCUCCUUCAGGACCGGAUGGAUGACUCUAUGGGGGCUCGGCAAGAGAUGGGUGCUUAGUUUGGCCUGGCAAUGAGGCUAACGUCAGAAGUUUCCCAAUGGCAUGAGACGGGUCCCUCCUUCAAUAUUUUGUGAGUUUUCCAUCAGGACCAGUUCCCGCCUGUGUUUGCAGGACCAUGGGUAGCGUCAGCAGCCUUGUUGCUGGAAACAGCCUCAACAGCAAGCAUGUCAAGGCUUCUGACUAUCCGCUAAAGGAAGGAACAAGCUCCCAAAGGAAGAGUGGAGGGUGCAAUCUGGAUGGUUUACUGAAGUGUGGCUUUGCUCAAAGCUCCUCAUCAGCCACUCAUCUCCCUAGAGGACUCUCCCACUCCAGGUCAGGAAGAAGUGAGGACUUCUUUUACAUUAAGGUGAACCAUAAGCAGAGGUCAGCGUACCACAGGGAAAGAUCGUUGGAGAAGGCUGUGAGUAGAAACAAGGAAUCAGACGGACGACAGCAAACCAAACUGCUGUUCAUGCCUGGAAAGAUUUUAGAAAAGCCUCCUGCUGAGAAAUCACUCAUCCACACCACAGCCUUCAAAUCUGUGAACACAACAGCUUCAACGACGGAUUUUGGCAACAUCAUUGGUCCCACGAAGAAAGCAAGCACUCCAAAUGUUGGACACAAACAAGACCCCUUAGGAACGCUCUCAGACUCUGGGCGUAACUCAAUGUCUAGCCUUCCAACACACAGCACCAGUGGCAGUCUAAGAGCCUCAACAGGCCUUGUCAGCCAGAAUGAUGGUAGCACAGCUCUUAUAAACAGCCUCAGCAAAGGACAACAACCCAGUUUCCCUCUAUGGGUCAACGGAAAUAACACAAACCUCGACUGCACUUACAGGGCUUGUUUAAACAGCAGUGUGUCGGCUUCUAAGGCUAAUGAGGGUGCUGGUUCCCCUCUGUCUGCGGACGAACUAAGAAUUCCUUCUGAAAUGGCAGGGGGGAUCCGGUCCCCCAUAACCACAGAUGAGUUUCAGAUUGAGCAUCUAGAACAGAGACUUCUGGAGAGGGAAACCGAACUUCAAGAGCUGCAGGUGAGUUUAGAGGAGAAGGAGGCUGAGACAUGCGUUUUGUUUGAGGAGAGACAAAGGUUCUGUGCAGAGGAGAUUGAUGGACUGAAGGAUCGAUGUAAGGCACAGCUUCGGGAAGUCUCCCACGUUAAUGCAAAAACCCAUCAGGCUCUUCAGCAGCAAGUUUGCUACCUCCAGAUAGAGAAUGGGAAGCUUCAAGAAGAUGUCUCAAAGCUGACUCGAGAGAAAGACCUCGCUGAACUCAGACUGAGGUCAUAUGAGAAAGAGAGCACUCAGCUUGUGCCAACACUUGAGGAAAUACAGUGGGAGGUGUGUCAGAAAACAGGAGAAAUAUCUUUACUGAAGCAGCAACUGCGGGACUGCCAAGCAGACGUGAGCCACAAGCUGAAUGAGAUAGUCAGUCUCAGAGCAUCACUAAAGGAAAAUUCAGCCAGAGUGGAGAGGCUUGAGCAACAGAACAAGGACUACGAAGAGAAACUGUACUCAUGCACCAGAGAGGCUGAGGUGUGCCACAAUGAACUUCAGCGCAAAAAGAUUGAGGCUGAUUUUCUUAGAGUCAAUGUCGGCAAACUGGAGCAAGACAUUCAGCAAGUCAAACAGGAUCUUCUCACAGCUGGAGAGCAGAAGCUGCAGAAAGGUUUAGAAAUUGAGAGACCAGAUCAGGAGUUGGACAUCCCUGACCAGGUCCAAGAGACAGAGAGCCAAAAGCACAUUUUCACUGUAUCGCUCCAAAGGGAAGUGGACAGACUGAAGGAGGAGCUCAGGGAGGAGAAGAAUGCUCAGGAGAGGCUGGUCAGCAGCUUUGAGCAGGAAAGGCAAACAUGGAACAAGGAGAAGGACAGGGUGAUCAGAUACCAGAAGCAGCUCCAGAUCAAUUACCUACAAAUGCACAAGAGGAACCAAGACCUGGAGAGGAUCCUGAAGGAGCUGACAGCUGAGCUCGAGAGCCGAACACAGCCAAGCCUCGACCUCAGAUACAGCGCAGGGUUACAAACUUAUGAGGACGUCAUUGCCACAGAGAUUUGAUCAGAGCCGUCACUUGUUUCUAUUUUAAAAACGCCAUUGCAGUUCUAUGUUUUGUCAAUUACUCACUUAAAGCACUGAUUCUUUUUUUUAAGCUUAGUUUAUUUAUUUAAAACUGUGAUAUAAUAGAAUAAUCAAUACUAUUAAAAUUGUUAUUGAUGUUGAUAUUGUUUUUACUUGUUUAAGAGUAAAAGAUAGAUUUUCUAUGGCAUAAUAGGUUUAUUUUUUAUUAUUGUCUAUAACAGGAACAAGUUUUGAUUUUGUCUGAAAUUAGAAAAAUGUUUUUUGUAAGGUUGAUGUCGUAUAGAACCAGGGUUUCCUUAUAAUCUCUUUUACAUUUGUCUUUCCAGCAUGACAACAAGACAACAACAUAUAGUGUUAUGAACACUGGGGAACUCUAACCACUGUUGUCAUGCCACUGUAUGCUUCCACAGUGUUUACUCUUACUGUUAUUAAAGCAAAGAGUUUGAACAAUUCAAAUUUCAAACAGCAAAA
Cyprinodon tularosa is the source of this 2864-nucleotide messenger RNA. It is a transcript of the gene lzts1, whose product is annotated as leucine zipper, putative tumor suppressor 1. The transcript has 9 exons. Gene Ontology annotation, cellular component: dendritic spine. The record is from RefSeq and is a predicted model, not a curated record. NCBI's taxonomy places the organism in Eukaryota, Metazoa, Chordata, Actinopteri, Cyprinodontiformes, Cyprinodontidae. Gene Ontology annotation, biological process: regulation of dendrite morphogenesis; regulation of synaptic plasticity. The coding region runs from base 456 to 2372 and encodes 638 amino acids.